Messenger RNA from Cercopithifilaria johnstoni, 525 nucleotides. Lineage: Eukaryota; Metazoa; Nematoda; Chromadorea; Rhabditida; Onchocercidae. The record is from the annotation of a GenBank genome assembly.
AUGAGCGAACAGAAACCCGUGCAGCAGAAAAUUUCGCUAAUAUCAUCCGAUAAUGAGACAUUCGAAGUUGACCGAAAUGUGAUCAGAUUAUCAACCACGAUCAACACAAUGCUUCAAGAUUUGGGAAUGGAUAAUCAAGAUGGAGGGGAUAUUGACAUGGUUGAAGGUAUUCCAUUACAAAGCGUCAACUCAGCCAUUCUCAAAAAGGUUAUCCAUUGGUGUGAGUACCAUAAAGAUGAUCCGAUCCCACCAGAAGAUAAUGAUAACAAAGAGAAGCGCACUGACGAUAUUUCAUCUUGGGAUGUCGAAUUCCUUAAAGUUGAUCAAGGCACAUUGUUCGAGCUUAUUCUGGCAGCGAAUUAUUUGGAUAUUAAAGGACUGCUGGAUGUAACGUGCAAGACGGUAGCUAAUAUGAUUAAGGGCAAGUCACCGGAAGAGAUUCGAAGGACCUUUAAUAUUAAGAAUGACUUCACUCCAGAAGAAGAAGAACAGAUUCGAAAGGAAAAUGCAUGGUGCGAAGACUGA